CUGGACUUUGUGACUUGCUCCGCUGCUCUGGAGUCCGCCCGUCGCGGGUUUUCCCCACACCCGGGACGUUCGGAAAUAGCGUUCAAGAGGGUCGCUGGAUGCGAUGGACGCCGACGGAGGGGCCCGGUGGCACCGUGCGUAAAGAUGAGGCUUCCUCCGGUGUGGGCGCUGGGCGCGUGCCAGACUGGAUGAAGUAAGACACUUGAGACAAAGUCUGCUGAGAGCACCGCCAUUGCUACUGUCUGGGACCGCUGAGGAGGACCUCUGUGCAGGUUCACACAGCCCGCCGGCAGGGUGGAGCUUCCUGACCCAUGGAGAAUUACUUCCAGGCCGAGGCCUUCAACCUGGACAAAGUGCUGGAUGAAUUUGAGCAGAACGAAGAUGAAACCGACACGCCCACGCUCUCAGAUGCCAAGUGGACCCAGAUCCUGGCUCCACCGCCCCACCUACUCUCGUUGAACCCUGCUCUGGCCCACACCGACCUGAGCCCCCGGGAGAGCCCGCUACCCUUCAAAGCCCCCCCAGACCCCCCUACCAGCGGCCCCCCAGGGGCUGACCCAACCAAACGGCUUCCCGGUCCUGAGCCCCCAUCCCCCUGGGGGGAGGAGCGGCCGGCAGAUGUCCACAGCCCUCCACUCCCCCAACCAAAUAUUGGGAAGUUGGUGGGUACUGACGACCUCUCGCCGCCCCGAGAAAAUGGCUGUCCAGCCAGCCCCGAAGUAAAUGGGCUCAGCAAAGAGGGGAGCUCCCCCCCUCCUCCCCCUCCAGACGGCAAGCUUGGUACCACUGACCAGUUGCCCUACGGCCAUGGGGAGCCGAGGGACGCCCAAAAGGGUGGCGGCGCCAGUGUUGGCCACACGUUCUUCACUUUUGAGGAGGGGCCUAGACAACAGGAGACUACAGCUGAAGGGAGCCAUACCGGCCUGGAACCCGUGUCUCCCAGCAGGGAGCCCACCAAAGAGGUAUCCAUAACCGCUGAUCCACAGGACUCUGAUCAAGAGAGACAAGCAACCAGCUCUGAAGGUGACCGCACGGAAUGUCUCCAAAAUGGGGGUGAGGCGGUUCAGGAUGGUGGUAGUGAAAAGGGGAAUGGUGUGGUUCCUGAAAGGCUCCAACUGGAAGAGGAGGAACGGGAGGAGACGAUGGAGGAAAGGAGAAGUAGCUCCGAGGGAUGGCAAGAGCAACUCUCCAGUACAGCGAGCCUCCUGAACGGGGGCAUGGAGCAGGAGAGAGGGGGCUGUGCUGGGCCACAUAAGGAAGUAGGGAAUGAGGGGAAGAAUGAGAUGGAGGGCUCGUUGUCUUCUAUCACUGUUUCCUCCAAGGAAGACUCUGUCACUGAGGAGAAAGAGAUGGAAGAGAGCAAGCAGGAGAGCAGCUAUGGCGGAGGCAGAGGUGGAGGUGGUGCCCAAAUGAAAUUCAACAACAAUCGGCUGCAGCCGGUCAGCGUGCCCUGCGGAGGGGCACGGCCCAAACAGCCUGUCAGCCUCAAGCUCCAGAUCCCACGGCCUCUGUCGGGCCAAGUCCAAAAUCAACUCAGCCCCCCCGCCGGCAGCAAGAACAAGAACCUGGAGGGCCAAUGUCGCACAGCCGCAGCCUCGGAAACGACAAACGGCGGGGGUGAGCAAGGCAUGGUCAGGGUGAACGGGGAGGGUGUUGACUCUGCUUCUCUGCUGCCUGCGGAGAGCCCAGACAACGACCUUCAGGCGGGCCAACAGGGGGCGUUGUCAAGGAAAGCUGCCAGUUCCCUGGGAGAGGUGGCUCCGGUAUGGGUGCCUGACUCCCAGGCUCCAAUUUGUAUGAAUUGUGAGGUCAAGUUCACCUUCACCAAGAGGAGGCACCACUGCAGGGCCUGUGGCAAGGUUUUCUGUGCGGCGUGCUGCAGUCUAAAGUGUAGGCUGGUGUACAUGGACAGAAAAGAGGCCCGCGUCUGUGUCUCCUGCCAUUCUGCUCUGAUGAACGCUCAAACAUGGGAGAACCAGGCAGGUGGCAGCAACCAGAGUCCGAACCCCAACAACCCAGCUGAAUACUGCUCCACCAUCCCGCCCCUGCAGCAGGCCCAGGCCUCUGGGGCUCUCAGCUCCCCUCCACCCACCGUCAUGGUGCCUGUGGGAGUCCUCAAGCAGCCAAGCUCCGAGGGGUCUCUCCCACGGGAGCAGAGGAGGGUGUGGUUCGCCGAUGGGAUCCUACCCAAUGGGGAGACGGCAUCAGAGUCCCCAAAACCUCCUGCCGCUAGCCCUGCCCCCUCACACUCGCCGGCGGCGUCCCCUCACUCUAACAAAUCCUCCGGUUCUGAAUACUCAGAGGCAGCCCACACCCCUGCAGCCCCAGUGGGGAGCCCCGUGGGCAGUUCCCUCAGUCUGAUCCCGGAGGACGGACUUCCUCCCAUCCUCAUCUCCACUGGAGUCAAAGGAGGUACGGGAGGCCACAUCACAGACUACGCAGUGGAGGAGAGGCCCUCAGAGAUUGUCCUCAUGCAGCAGUUGGAGGAGGGCGGCCCUGACCCUCUGGUCUUCGUGCUCAACGCUAACCUUCUGGCCAUGGUUAAACUUGUCAACUACGUAAACAGGAAGUGCUGGUACGUGACAACCAAGGGCAUGCACGCCGUUGGCCAGGCAGAGGUGGUGAUUCUUCUCCAGUGUCUGCCUGAUGAGAAGACCAUCCCCAAGGACAUCUUUACCCACUUUGUGCAGCUCUAUCAGGAGGCCCUAACCGGCAAUGUGCUGAGCCACCUGAGCCACUCGUUCUUCACGCAGAGCUUCCUGGGUAGCCGGGAGCAUGGCGGCUUCCUGUACAUCAGCCCCUCCUUCCAGUCGCUGCAGGACCUGCUGCUGCCCAACCCACCUUACCUCUUCGGCAUCCUGAUCCAGAAGUGGGAGACGCCCUGGGCCAAGGUCUUCCCCAUCCGCCUCAUGCUGCGGUUGGGGGCAGAGUACCGACUCUAUCCAUGUCCGCUGUUCAGCGUGCGGUUCAGGAAACCCCUCUUCGGAGAGACCGGUCACACCAUCAUGAACCUCCUGGCAGACUUCCGUAACUACCAGUACACGUUGCCUGUGGUGAAAGGUCUUGUGGUGGACAUGGAGGUGAAGAAGACCUGCAUCAAGAUUCCCAGUAACCGCUACAACGAGCUAAUGAAGGCCAUGAACAAGUCCAACGAACACGUGCUCGCCAUCGGGGCAUGUUUCAAUGACCGAGCCGACUCUCAUCUGGUGUGUGUGCAGAACGACGAUGGCAACUACCAGACCCAGGCCAUCAGCAUCCACCAUCAGCCCCGAAAAGUCACUGGUGCCUGCUUCUUCGUGUUCAGCGGUGCUUUGAAAGCCUCAUCGGGGUACUUGGCCAAGACGAGCAUUGUGGAAGAUGGCGUUAUGGUCCAGAUCACUGCCGAGACCAUGGAUUCGAUACGGCAAGCCCUGAGGGACAUGAAAGACUUCACCAUCACCUGUGGCAAGGCUGACCAAGAGGAGAGCCAGGAGCAAGUCCACAUCCAGUGGAUGGAGGACGACCACAACUUCAACAAGGGAGUGAUCAGCCCCAUUGAUGGGAAGUCCAUGGAGUCCAUCACCAGCGUCAAGAUCUUCCACGGCUCCGAGUUCAAGGCUAACGGAAAGGUUAUCCGCUGGACCGAGGUGUUUUUCCUGCAGAGUGAAGACCAGCCUAAUGGUCUGAGCGACCCGGCGGAUCACAGCCGCCUGACGGAGAACGUCGCGCGGGCGUUCUGCAUGGCGCUGUGCCCGCACCUUAAGCUGCUGAAGGAGGACGGCAUGGCCAAGCUGGGCUUACGGGUCACUCUGGACUCCGACCAGGUGGGCUACCUGGUGGGCAGUAACGGCCAGCCCCUGCUGCCCCAGUACUUGAGUGACCUGGACAGUGCCCUGAUUCCAGUCAUCCACAGCGGGGCGUGCCAGCUCAGUGAGGGCCCCGUGGUCAUGGAGCUGGUCUUCUACAUCCUGGAGAUUAUCUCCUAGGGGCCACGGACAUGCCAACGCAGACUCCAAGCAGAGGUCACAAGAAUUCAGUCUCUCUCUCUCUCUCUCUCCCUCUCUCUCUCUCCACCACCCAUUCCCCUCCCAUCAUCUCAUGGCCUGUGAGGAGGGGUAGCAGCAUUCCUCACAGCCACCUAUGCAUCCAUCAUCUCCUGUCUGCUCCCAGGACCUAAAGACACUCUGAGCGGGACCGUGUUUGCCCACAAACCUCCCUCCUUAUUAGGUUUAAUUCAUGACAUGAGGUGCUGUCAUCAUUUACCUGGGCCACAAAGUGUUUGCUAUUAAUUCGUUGUGUUUUUGUUUAUUCUGCUUGGAGUACGAGGCGGGUGGAGUUUUUCCUGUAUCACGACAAUUCACACAGUCUCAGGGAAGUUGCCAAUCGCAGAAGUAAGCUAAAUUGACUUCCAAAUAUUUUCCUGUGAUUGUUAAAACUUUCUGGCACUCAUUUGUAGCAUCCUAUGUGGCAAACCCCACCCGUCUGGCAUGCCGAGCAGAUUAAAAUAAACAUGAAGGAAUUGUUGGCAAAUGCCGUUUUCACCCAACCGGACUCCCUCGGUGGUGUUAAUUAGUUCCUCUGCUCCAACGCUCCAUACCUCUCCCCAUCCCUCCAUUACCGCCAAUUCUACUGUGGUAACCUGAGGCCUUGGGAGCAGAAGCAAUGAAUUCUGGGUAAUAUCUGCAAAGCCCUCUUUGUAGCGUGGAUGCUCAAGACCACCAGGAAAAGGCAUGUCCAAGUUUUCCUCUGACAUUACAAACAGCGGAAGACGAUAUAAAUAUAUAUACACAGAACGUUCGGUGAGGGAAAGUGCCUCUGUGUGGUGAGACGGUUCACAGUGCCUGCAGCAGCAACUCAUGGAGAACGCAGAGAGGACGAAACCCCUCCUGGCUUUAGACUCACCUGUUUAGCUUUAUCCACCAAUCACCAGAUGCUUUAUUUCGUGGCGUGGACAAGUGCGUCUGCAAUUUUUUUUUUUUUUCUUAAAUAUUUUCUUGGCCGAACAGUCGUCCCUCUAUAGUCCCACGUCCGUAACCUCCAGAGGUCCUUGUCGAAGGGUCUCGGUCUCACAGCUGAGCUGCAGAGCUGUUGGAUUUAGUGAAACGGUAAAGACAACAGCUGACAUGACUUCGAGACUCCAGAAAGGUCGAUUCUUGACCGAUGCCCUGAUGAAAUCAGCAGUACCCACUGCUUGAUUACACAGAAACGUUGGAGUCAAAAGGUCUUUUUGUCUAAGAUGAAAGUCCGCCAACAUACUAAAAAAAAAAAAAAAAAAAAGGUUUCAAUGCUUUAUUGAUAAAACUGAGUUCACAAGAAAAGGAGAUUAGGUGCCGGCGAAGGAUUUUCAACACUACAGAUGAUACCUGGGCAAGGUUCACGGGUGUUUUUGUCUGAACAUGUCAGGCAAAAAAAAAAGUUGCCUGCACCCCCCCCCCCCUCACACACACACACACAAACCUCGCUCCCGGUUCAGUAACUUCAGUGCUCUUGGUUUAUCCGGCUGGUGGAGUGUAACAGACGGUUUCCCUGCCCUCUUCAUACCAAGAAAACAUAGAGAUACGACAAAAAAAUGAACUGUUUUCAAACGCAGACGCCGUGCACUGGAUUUUAAGCCAUUUACAGGAGAGGAAAACAAGACUUGUUGGUUGGGGGGGGUAGCAGUGUGCCUGAUUGAGAUGGGGGGGGGGUCUCCCAUGGUUCUGCUAUAACAAUAGAAAACUUGAAGUCUGGAUCCAGGGUUCCUAUGCAUCCUCAGUCUGAAAAUGCCGCAGCUCGGUGACGUCACGGCCCGAACUUCCGCCUUUUCAGUAAGCUGUUGCGUUCGACAUCCGUGAGUCAGUCUUCACCACAACUUGUAUCACUGUGAAACGAGCGGGUCCACAAAUAUGCACGUCACCUACAGGUGUGUGUAGAUGGAGGCUGAACACACAACGUUCUCAAAACUUUUCCGUACUACUUGUGUUAUUGGCAAACGUUCCAGAGGAACCUGGAGAUUAUCGGCUCAGUGUUCCUGUACCAGUUCUCCAGGCUCUUGCAGGACCCCCGCAGAUCAGAUGUUUAAUCCCUUUUUAUUUGAGAGAGAGAGAGAGAGAGAGACACUUUUGAGUAUCUCAACGCUUUCAUUAAAAGGCCUGUGUGGUUUCUAGUUGGAAGAGAAGCCCCCUAUCUUCUGCCGUGUGGCACAGCAGGCUGGGACCCCCCGCCUCUCCUACCGUGAUACGGACCUGGGCAAAAAAAAACAAAAAACAAAAAAAAGAAAACCAAGAAUGUAUUUCUCCUGUUGCUGUUAAAAUCUGUAAAAUGUGUUAUUGUUUCUAUUUUUUGAUGGACCUGCCUAGAUUAUAAGCUUAAAAAAAACCCGACCAUAUAUUAUUGAAAAAUUAUAUAUAUAGUAACCAUCCUACAUAUUGAAAAUGAAAUUUCUCCAUAUUUAAUCACGGGACUACGAAAUCCGGGGAGGCUUAAUCAUUACAAAGUAGCCACACACACACACACACACACAACGAUUUUGUUGGUUUCGGCAACAGUCCUGUCAGUACAACUUGAGAAGCUCUCCAUCCGCAGUCGGCAGCCUCCCGCCACAGACAAUCACAUCAGCACCUGUAGAAGAGCCGGUGCGUCCGCCAACAAAGCGUUGCUCAAGAGCACGCUGGCAGCAUACCAGUCACCCGUCGCACAGUCCCAGCUGACUGUUUAAUGGCCCGUCGUAGCACAGAUGAGGCCGUGUGAGCCGAGAGCAGGACGAGCGGCGGAGGAAGGGUCGCCCUGCUGUCGUCACUACCCGGCGACAGCUCCGCCUGCUGUCGUCACUACCCGGCGACAGCCCUCGGUGUAGAGGAGGCGCGUCAAGGAUUUACUUUUCUGGGUCUCGACGUCCCCGUUCUGUUAGCGUCGUGUGGCGUUACCUGACAUGUGCAAUAUCCUAAAUCCAAACGGUGCAAUUCGGUUUAGCGUCCGUAGCUUUUUUUUCCCCUUUUCUUUCUUUUUUUUUAUUAAUUCAGUUCGCAGACGUCGACAUCUGAACUCUAACAUUGCAUGCGUAUGGAGACCGACGCGGUUGCUAUGGCGACGAGCAGCCGAACCAUUAUUUCAUGUUCUGCGGACGAGGUCGACAAAACGCAUCCAUUUAUACGAUUCUGCUGUUGACUGGGAUGUCUUUUUUUUAUUCAUUUAUUGGUUGAAAAGAACUGUAUGAAAAGCCAAAAACCCUGUACAUCUUUUUUUUCUUUCUUCCUUUCCUGACAGUACAAAUGUCGAUAAGUGGUCAAAAAAAUUGUAGUAUAUGUAUAAUAAAAACUUAUAGAAAAUUGAAAAUGAGUGCUUUUGUUUUUCCAUCUGACUGAGCCUUCCUGAAUCCUCCUUAUCUCACGCGAGGGUCCAAGGACAGGAAGUUGUGUUGCUGUAAAGCCGCCUUAGGCAGAUUUGUGAUAUUGGGCUUUACAAAUAAAACUGACGACUUCACCUGAGCCGCCAUGAGGCGACUGUAGCCCGUAUUGUGAAGAGUUGUGUUGUCUAUAAGUAUUACAGCAACCUAGAAAAUGACUUGAGUGUAACAAGUCAUCCCGCCCCC
This is a messenger RNA of Lampris incognitus (smalleye Pacific opah), 7549 nucleotides long. It is a transcript of the gene zfyve9a, whose product is annotated as zinc finger, FYVE domain containing 9a. Gene Ontology annotation, molecular function: metal ion binding. The coding region runs from base 312 to 3965 and encodes 1217 amino acids. The transcript is spliced from 19 exons. The record is from RefSeq and is a predicted model, not a curated record. Lineage: Eukaryota; Metazoa; Chordata; Actinopteri; Lampriformes; Lampridae. Gene Ontology annotation, cellular component: early endosome membrane. Gene Ontology annotation, biological process: endosomal transport.